ACUCCGUGUGAUUUGUCCAUCUGUGGGUCAGCCAUGAGAAUGUCGCUGCUUGCACACUGCCUGCAGCAAACAAACCUGGACAAAUCUGAUUGGCUGAAAUGAGCGAACCUUGAAUAUAAAACAUCAGACCGUUCCAGACACCAUCAUCGUCACAAUGGCUUUUCUCUGGCUCGUGUCCUGCCUGGCUUUGGUCAGCGCUGCCUACGGCUGCGGCAUCCCUGCCAUCCCCCCCGAAGUGACGGGCUAUGCUCGCAUUGUGAACGGUGAGGAGGCGGUGCCUCACUCGUGGCCCUGGCAGGUGUCACUGCAGCAAUCCAACGGCUUCCACUUCUGUGGCGGCUCCCUGAUCAAUGAGAACUGGGUGGUGACGGCCGCUCAUUGCAAUGUCAAGACGUACCACCGUGUGGUCGCCGGUGAGCACAAUAAAGCCUAUGGCUCAAUUGAGGCCAUUCAGGUGCUGAAACCUGCCAAGGUGUUCACCCACCCCAAUUGGAACCCCUACACCAUCAACAAUGAUAUCACCCUGAUCAAGCUGACCUCGCCUGCCAAUCUCGGUCCCCAUGUGUCUCCUGUGUGUCUUGCCGAGUCCAUUGACAACUUCCCUGCUGGUAUGAAGUGUGUGACCUCCGGCUGGGGUCUAACCCAGUACAAUGCUCCCAGUACUCCCAACAAGCUCCAGCAGGCGGCGUUGCCUCUGCUGUCCAAUGAGCAGUGUAAGAAACACUGGGGUAGCAACAUCUCCAACGUGAUGAUCUGUGCCGGAGGAGCCGGAGCCACUUCAUGCAUGGGGGAUUCUGGUGGUCCUCUGGUCUGUCAGAAGGGUGGCGCCUGGACUCUAGUUGGAAUUGUGUCCUGGGGAAGCAGCCGUUGUUCCACCUCCACUCCUGCUGUCUACGCCCGUGUCACCAUGCUUCGCGACUGGGUUGACCAGAUCCUCGCUGCCAACUAAAAUGGGCCGGGCAGGCCCAACAUGUCCAGAUUAUUGCCAUGGAAAGAGUGAAAAUAAAAAAUGUGAACAUCA
Molecule: messenger RNA, 1021 nt
Organism: Thalassophryne amazonica
Lineage: Eukaryota; Metazoa; Chordata; Actinopteri; Batrachoidiformes; Batrachoididae
Product: chymotrypsin B-like
Exons: 7
Coding region: 155-949 (264 amino acids)
Biological process (GO): proteolysis
Molecular function (GO): serine-type endopeptidase activity
Source: RefSeq, a predicted model, not a curated record